AUGGCGCCCCCAGGGGCCGUCACAGGGCGAAAGUGCUCCCAGGGGCUUGAUCGUGAUGUUGUUCAUAGUGAAUACGUCCAUCAAUCCCGGUCAGCAGUGCCACCAGAGGCUCUACCAGGGACGGUGGUGCCCCCAUUGGUCAUCCUAGGGAUGGUUCGGUCCCUCCAAGGGGCGGUGGUUUCGCCAGGCGUUCUCUCAGGGCAAACAGCUCCCCCAGGGCCCCUCCCAAAGUCAACUGCUACCUCUAGGACCCUUCUAGUGCCGGCAAAGCUUCCAGGAGCCCUCCCUGGGGCCUCAGCACCCCUAGGAGCUCUCCCAGGGGACCUCCCAGAGGCAAAGGCGCAACUAGGAGUCCUCCUUAAGGUCACCAGUGCCACCAGAAGCUCUACCAGGGACGGUGGCGCCGUCAGGGGACCUUCCAAUGGUGGUGCCCCUAGUGGUCAUCCUAGGGACGGCUGGGGCCCUCCAAGAGGCGGCGGCACUGCCAGACGUUCUCCCAGGAGCGAUUCCUUUCCAGGGGUGGUGGCGCCCCCAGGGACGCUCCCUGGGGUGGUGGCACCCAAAGAGGCCCAGCCAGAGGCUAUGGCGCCCCCAGGGGUUGUCCCAGGCCGACGGCGCUACCAGGGGCCUGAUCAGUUCUAA
This is a messenger RNA of Homarus americanus (American lobster), 642 nucleotides long. RefSeq names its product small nuclear ribonucleoprotein-associated protein B'-like. Bases 1 to 642 code for a protein of 213 amino acids. NCBI's taxonomy places the organism in Eukaryota, Metazoa, Arthropoda, Malacostraca, Decapoda, Nephropidae. The record is from RefSeq and is a predicted model, not a curated record. The transcript is spliced from 5 exons.